AACGGACCAGGCUGGGGCCGUGAGGUAACUGUUGCAGCCAGCGGAGCUGGGAGGCGACACCGAGUCUCCAGUCCCGAGAGGUGCCCGAGGGAAAAGGAGGCGGCAGCCAAACUGGUCCUGGAGAGAAGCCCCUUCCGCCCCUCUCCUCAGCCAGCAUGUCCCGGACUCCGCCGCUCCUCAGUCCGCGCGGUGGGGACCCCGGGCCGUGGCGGCCGGCGCAGCCCUGACGGGUUGCGAACCAGGGGGCGCCCCGAACGCGGGGGUUGGGGUCUGGGAGCGCGAGCGGCCGCUACGGUACGAGCGGGGUGUGCUGAGUCCCGUGGCCACCCCCGGCCCCAGCCAUGAGGAGGGACGAGCGAGACGCCAAAGCCAUGCGGUCCCUGCAGCCGCCGGAUGGGGCCGGCUCGCCCCCCGAGAGUCUGAGGAACGGCUACGUGAAGAGCUGCGUGAGCCCCUUGCGGCAGGACCCUCCGCGCGGCUUCUUCUUCCACCUCUGCCGCUUCUGCAACGUGGAGCUGCGGCCGCCGCCGGCCUCUCCCCAGCAGCCGCGGCGCUGCUCCCCCUUCUGCCGGGCGCGCCUCUCGCUGGGCGCCCUGGCUGCCUUUGUCCUCGCCCUGCUGCUGGGCGCGGAACCCGAGAGCUGGGCUGCCGGGGCCGCCUGGCUGCGGACGCUGCUGAGCGUGUGUUCGCACAGCCUGAGCCCCCUCUUCAGCAUCGCCUGUGCCUUCUUCUUCCUCACCUGCUUCCUCACCCGGACCAAGCGGGGACCCGGCCCGGGCCGGAGCUGCGGCUCCUGGUGGCUGCUGGCGCUGCCCGCCUGCUGUUACCUGGGGGACUUUUUGGUGUGGCAGUGGUGGUCUUGGCCUUGGGGGGAUGGCGACGCAGGGUCCGCGGCCCCGCACACGCCCCCGGAGGCGGCAGCGGGCAGGUUGCUGCUGGUGCUGAGCUGCGUAGGGCUGCUGCUGACGCUCGCGCACCCGCUGCGGCUCCGGCACUGCGUUCUGGUGCUGCUCCUGGCCAGCUUCGUCUGGUGGGUCUCCUUCACCAGCCUCGGGUCGCUGCCCUCCGCCCUCAGGCCGCUGCUCUCCGGCCUGGUGGGGGGCGCUGGCUGCCUGCUGGCCCUAGGGUUGGAUCACUUCUUUCGAAUCAGGGAAGCGCCUCUUCAUCCUCGGCUGUCCAGUGCCGCCGAAGAAAAAGUGCCUGUGAUCCGACCCCGGAGGAGGUCCAGCUGCGUGUCGUUAGGAGAGACUGCAGCCAGUUACUAUGGCAGUUGCAAAAUAUUCAGGAGACCGUCGUUGCCUUGUAUUUCCAGAGAACAGAUGAUUCUUUGGGAUUGGGACUUAAAACAAUGGUAUAAGCCUCAUUAUCAAGCUGGAGUGCAGUGGCAUGAUCUCGGCUCACUGCAACCUCCAGCUCCCUGGUUCAAGCGAUUCUCCUGCCUCAGCCUCUGGAGUAGCUGGGAUUACAGGCAUGUGCCACCACACCCGGCUAAUUUUGUAUUUUUAGUAGAGAUGGGAUUUCUCCAUGUUGGUCAGGCUGGUCUUGAACUCCCGACCUCAGGUGAUCUGCCCACCUCGGCCUCCCAAAGUGCUGGGAUUACAGGGAAUUCUGGAGGUGGAAAUGGAGUUGAUCUUUCAGUGCUAAAUGAGGCUCGCAAUAUGGUGUCAGAUCUUCUGACUGAUCCAAGCCUUCCACCACAAGUCAUUUCCUCUCUACGGAGUAUUAGUAGCUUAAUGGGUGCUUUCUCAGGUUCCUGUAGGCCAAAGAUUAAUCCUCUCACACCAUUUCCUGGAUUUUACCCCUGCUCUGAAAUAGAGGACCCAGCUGAGAAAGGGGAUAGAAAACUUAACAAGGGACUAAAUAGGAAUAGUUUGCCAACUCCACAGCUGAGGAGAAGCUCAGGAACUUCAGGAUUGCUACCUGUUGAACAGUCUUCAAGGUGGGAUCGUAAUAAUGGCAAAAGGCCUCAUCAAGAAUUUGGCAUUUCAAGUCAAGGAUGCUAUCUAAAUGGGCCUUUUAAUUCAAAUCUACUGACUAUCCCGAAGCAAAGGUCAUCUUCUGUAUCACUGACUCACCAUGUAGGUCUCAGAAGAGCUGGUGUUUUGUCCAGUCUGAGUCCUGUGAAUUCUUCCAACCAUGGACCAGUGUCUACUGGCUCUCUAACUAAUCGAUCACCCAUAGAAUUUCCUGAUACUGCUGAUUUUCUUAAUAAGCCAAGCGUUAUCUUGCAGAGAUCUCUGGGCAAUGCACCUAAUACUCCAGAUUUUUAUCAGCAACUUAGAAAUUCUGAUAGCAAUCUGUGUAACAGCUGUGGACAUCAAAUGCUGAAAUAUGUUUCAACAUCUGAAUCAGAUGGUACAGAUUGCUGCAGUGGAAAAUCAGGUGAAGAAGAAAACAUUUUCUCGAAAGAAUCAUUCAAACUUAUGGAAACUCAACAAGAAGAGGAAACAGAGAAGAAAGACAGCAGAAAAUUAUUUCAGGAAGGUGAUAAGUGGCUAACAGAAGAGGCACAGAAUGAACAGCAAACAAAUAUUGAACAGGAAGUAUCACUGGACCUGAUUUUAGUAGAAGAGUAUGACUCAUUAAUAGAAAAGAUGAGCAACUGGAAUUUUCCAAUUUUUGAACUUGUAGAAAAGAUGGGAGAGAAAUCAGGAAGGAUUCUCAGUCAGGUUAUGUAUACCUUAUUUCAAGACACUGGUUUAUUGGAAAUAUUUAAAAUUCCCACUCAACAAUUUAUGAACUAUUUUCGUGCAUUAGAAAAUGGCUAUCGAGACAUUCCUUAUCACAAUCGUAUACAUGCCACAGAUGUGCUACAUGCAGUUUGGUAUCUGACAACACGGCCAGUUCCUGGCUUACAGCAGAUCCACAAUGGUUGUGGAACAGGAAAUGAAGCAGAUUCUGAUGGUAGAAUUAACCAUGGGCGAAUUGCUUAUAUUUCUUCGAAGAGCUGCUCUAAUCCUGAUGAGAGUUAUGGCUGCCUGUCUUCAAACAUUCCUGCAUUAGAAUUGAUGGCUCUAUACGUGGCAGCUGCCAUGCAUGAUUAUGAUCACCCAGGGAGGACAAAUGCAUUUCUAGUGGCUACAAAUGCCCCUCAGGCAGUUUUAUACAAUGACAGAUCUGUUUUGGAAAAUCAUCAUGCUGCAUCAGCUUGGAAUCUAUAUCUUUCUCGCCCAGAAUACAACUUCCUUCUUCAUCUUGAUCAUGUGGAAUUCAAGCGCUUUCGUUUUUUAGUCAUCGAAGCAAUCCUUGCUACGGAUCUUAAAAAGCAUUUUGAUUUUCUUGCAGAAUUCAAUGCCAAGGCAAAUGAUGUAAAUAGUAAUGGCAUAGAAUGGAGUAAUGAAAAUGAUCGCCUCUUGGUAUGCCAGGUGUGCAUCAAACUGGCAGAUAUAAAUGGCCCAGCAAAAGUUCGAGACUUGCAUUUGAAAUGGACAGAAGGCAUUGUCAAUGAAUUUUAUGAGCAGGGAGAUGAAGAAGCAAAUCUUGGUCUGCCCAUCAGUCCAUUCAUGGAUCGUUCUUCUCCUCAACUAGCAAAACUCCAAGAAUCUUUUAUCACCCACAUAGUGGGUCCCUUGUGUAACUCCUAUGAUGCUGCUGGUUUGCUACCAGGUCAGUGGAUAGAAGCAGAAGAGGAUAAUGAUACUGAAAGUGGUGAUGAUGAAGACAGUGAAGAAUUAGAUACAGAAGAUGAAGAAAUGGAAAACAAUCUAAAUCCAAAACCACCAAGAAGAAAAAGCAGACGGCGAAUAUUUUGUCAGCUAAUGCACCACCUCACUGAAAACCACAAGAUAUGGAAGGAAAUCGUAGAGGAAGAAGAAAAAUGUAAAGCUGAUGGGAAUAAACUGCAGGUGGAGAAUUCCUCCUUACCUCAAGCAGAUGAGAUUCAGGUAAUUGAAGAGGCAGAUGAAGAGGAAGAGUGACAGUUUGAGUAAAAGAAAAGUCAUAUUGAAGAAGCCCAGAGGGCUGUGUCCAGGGGCAGAAAUCAUUGCCUAGUGUUCACCGGCUCUCAACUGACCAUUCCCAUGUGGACAGGCCUUAAUACUGUGAGAGGAUCCUUGCUCUGCUGGUAGUUUCCCACUCCUGUGCACUUUCACAGGAACUAGAAAACUAUUCUUAAACCAAAAAUACCAUCCGUGUUGACCCAUGUUGCAGAGCCCUUACUUAAAUCCUUCACUGGUGUAUGAAUACUUUGUCAUAAUGCUGCUUUGCUGGGUAGUGAGCUCUUAUUUUUCACUGGGGGUCAGCUAUAACUAAAAACUCAAGUGACAUAUUUCAGUUACCAAAGCGGCCAGAACUUUUUGCUUUUAUGAAAAUAGAUUCAUAUUGUAUUUCCCAGUGUGUCUUUUAUGUCUUUGAAUGUUUUGGAGAAAAGUCUAUGCCUGUCUAAAAAUGAAUCCAGUGUUGCCUUUCUGAGGGAUUUCUGCUCAAUGCAAUAUACUGUUCAGUGCUAUUCUCCCAGCUAGGUUUAUCCAUGAAGGACUGAGUGACCUUUGUUGUAUUUAACAAAAUCCAGGUGCAUCAAUUUCUGAUGCUUUUUACUAUUGUGUAUUAUCUACUAUGUGUGUUUUAUUUCUGCUGAGAGUAUUCAGGUUUGCCAUGGACAUCAGAAGUUUGAAUUCCAGUCUUAUCUUAUGUUCCAUGGCUGAAUUUUAAAGCUGUUUAGGUUUAACAAUGAAGGGAUUUAUUCUUUAGUCAAAAUUGUUGUUUUUACUCUAGCUCAGGAUUCGUAUUUUUAAAGAAAGAUUUAGUUAAUAUAAACACAGCACAGAUUUGUCAGAAGAAAAAAAAUUUGCUGUAAUACCAAAACUAACCUCAUCAAAGAUAAAGAAAAAAAGAAAUAUAGUGAGCCCUAAAGGACACAUACAUUGAAUAAAUAAUUGGAACAUGUGGUUCUCUUUAGAUCCACAUCUUAGCUGUCAUUUGUUCACUCUAAAACUGAUGUUCAUCUUUCUGUUAAUAUCCCUCUGCCUCAAGACUACAUGACAGAAAUGACCUAUCACUACUUAUUAUUUCUGAAGCCUAACUGCAAGACUGAUUUCUGAGAACAAGUAAAGAACUGGAAUACUUAUUUUUCAUAUAAAAAUCUAAAUGUUAAUAAAUCAUUUCAUACAAAAGUACAUUAUUAACCACAUUAUUAAAAUAAUUGCAAGAAAAUGGACCAUAUUUACAAUGUUUUGUAAACUUGCUAGUGUGUGGAUAUGUACCCUACUUGUGAAAUACAUUUGAAGAUAUAAAGAGCAGCCAAAAUGAUGGCAAAAUGGUAGGCUAAUAUUUUCUAUUAUUAUUGGAGACCAUAUCAUAUUUUGGAAUCAUGCAAUUUUGCACACAGUGAAACCAUUAAUUUUCCAAGGUAAUUCCUUUAGAAUAUGGUAUUGGCAUGCAGUUUCUUACUUAUCUAGAAUAUUUGGCUUAUCUGAAAGAUAUCAAUUUAAGAUCUCUGGAAGUGUUAGAAUUUUUGAUCCUUCACAGUGUCAAUAUUUAAUGAAUCACUAAGCUUUAUUAGACAUGUUGAGUGAGUGCUGAGUUCCUUGCUGCCACUUUUGUUACCAUUGUCACACACUAUGUGUAAACCAGUCCCACCACUUAUUACUAAUUAAUAAAAUUUUGACUGAUAAUUUAUAUUUGCACUUACAAUAUAUAUAUCCUGUCCUUAUAUUUCUCUAGAGUACAUUUUCCAUCAUGUUUAAGUGUAUUUCUGCUAUUAUUUCCUCUCCUGCAGAAUACAUACAAGUGUAUGUGUAUAAAGUCAUACAUGUACAAGCAUGCAUAUUGAGAUUGAAUCACAUUUCCAUACUGUCUGUUAUUUUAUUGGGUUUUAUAUUGGGUUUCUUUAGUUUAUGUUGUUUUCUCAAAAGCAGCAUUUUAAAUUACGAAUACUGGACUUACUGGAUUUAAUUAUAAAUCCAAUUACUACUGGAAACUCAUUUUUACAUAAUAUAGUCCUUAAAUUAUUUAACCCUUGCUAAGUAAUUGACAUAUGUAACAAUAACUAGCCUAAAGAAACCCAAAAAAGUAUCUCUCCCGAGCUGAAACUUAAAAAUUCGUAAGUGUAAGAAAGAAUGUGAGAAUAUAUUAAAUGCACACUGUACCAUUAGAUGAAAUCUUACUUGAGAAAUUGCCAUAAGCCAUAUUACAGAUCUUACUUUGAUUGCUACUGAAUCAGAUUAAUUUCUUGUUAUAAUAAUUUUCAUCAUAAAUUUUCUAUUUUUAAAGCCGCUGGUACUAGAAAUAUUCUUUUAAUGCUAUAUCUAUGUACCUACUGACACAUUUUUCUCCAUAAAAGUACUUUUAAAAAUUA
This is a messenger RNA of Pan troglodytes (chimpanzee), 6295 nucleotides long. RefSeq names its product phosphodiesterase 3B (gene PDE3B). Gene Ontology annotation, molecular function: 3',5'-cyclic-nucleotide phosphodiesterase activity. The transcript has 17 exons. The record is from RefSeq and is a predicted model, not a curated record. Gene Ontology annotation, biological process: signal transduction. The coding region runs from base 342 to 3917 and encodes 1191 amino acids. NCBI's taxonomy places the organism in Eukaryota, Metazoa, Chordata, Mammalia, Primates, Hominidae.